Molecule: messenger RNA, 1706 nt
Organism: Sus scrofa (pig)
Lineage: Eukaryota; Metazoa; Chordata; Mammalia; Artiodactyla; Suidae
Gene: URM1
Product: ubiquitin related modifier 1
Biological process (GO): tRNA thio-modification
Cellular component (GO): cytoplasm
Source: RefSeq, marked validated
AGGGAGUUUCCUGUGAGCUCGGCUUCCUCAAUAUGGCGGCGCCCUUGUCAGUGGAGGUGGAGUUCGGAGGCGGUGCGGAGCUCCUGUUUGACGGCGUGAAGAAACAUCAGGUCACCUUGCCCGGACAGGACGAACCCUGGGACGUCCGGAACCUCCUUGUCUGGAUCAAGAAGAACUUGCUCAAAGAGCGGCCAGAGUUGUUCAUCCAGGGAGACAGCGUGCGGCCAGGGAUUCUGGUGCUGAUUAACGAUGCCGACUGGGAACUGCUGGGGGAGCUGGACUACCAGCUUCAGGACCAGGACAGCAUCCUCUUCAUAUCCACGCUGCACGGCGGCUAAGGGCCCUCCUCUGUGCCUGAGCCGCCUCGGGGUGGCGAGACCAUCAGCCGUCCCCUUGGGCCCUGCUUCCAGAUCUUCCUGUCCCCCUUGGCGGUUUUCUUCCCUAGUCUGUCCCCUGCGCUCCCUCCAGGCAGGGAAAAGAGGCCAGGUGCUAAAAAUGAGCCUCCUCAGGCACGUGAGCAGGGGGAGGCUGAGCAGGGGAAGGUGCCCCUCAGUGUGUCAGGAGUGGGGGGGUCUGUGCAGCCAGGUAAUAACCCAGCUGCUUUCUGCUCCUCUUCCUCCUCGUGUCUCAGCCCAUACACCCAGUCACCACUCGCGGGCAGCAGGGCCCUGCUGAGGAAGAUGAAUGGACCUGAAUAGCUGAUGACAGGCCCUCCCUUCUCAGAGAUUGGAGCAGUCUCCGCCUCAGUUUCCCCAUCUGGAGGGCAGAGGACUCUGCCUGUCCCCUACUGAUAUCAUUAUGGAACCCCAGCUGGGGUCCCCUAUUCAGUGCUGACCCCCCCCCCAACAGCAGCUGCUCCUCCAACCACACCCCUCCUCCUGCUCCCCCAGCCACAGCCCUUGACCCUGGCCAUCCUCCCCCAACACAGGCCACCAGAUGGGCUCCUGAGACGCCCCCUCCCCGCAAAAGGCCUCCUCCAUGCAGCUCAUUCCUCUGGGGCUGGAGAGGAGGAGGGUGGAGGUAAACCUUGGACUUGCAGAUAGACUCCUGCUGUGCAGGGGGGUGGGUUCCCUGUGCCUUAGUUUCCUCCUCAACCACAACUGAAUUUUUAUAGUGUUUGAGAAGUGGGGAGAUCCUUGGUGGCACAAAUGUAGACUUGAUCUCCUCUCCCACCUCCUGCAGGAAGCAGGAUCGGGGCAGGCAGCACCUGGUAGGCAGGAUGGCUCACCCCUCCUCCCUCCAUCCCUUCUGGAAGUCCUGGGCCUCAGGGCCUGCAACAGCUGGCCUUGGGCAAAUAAAAGACUAGGUUGUUUACUGGACUUGCCUGAAACUUCAUCCUCAGAAACGGGUGGCACCCCACGUUCCGCCCAGCCGCCGUCUCUGGUCCACCCUCUCUGUCCUCAGCUAAGCCUUUCAGCACUGCCCUUCAUCCGAAAAGGGAGCAGGGCUUGACUCAGACUGUCAUAGGGGGUGAUCUGAUAGGGCCAUCUGGAGAAGGGGUGGCAGAGCCAGUCUGUGCUGACCAGUCUAGGUCCCAGGUCACGUCCCUGCCCGUCUGUCCAAGGCCAAGCUUUGUCCCGCCAGCUGCAGCUAGUGGCCCCAGAACGGAGGUGGCAUAGAUAAGAGUGCUGAGCCCCACUUCCCAUGACCUGGAGGAAAAGCUUUGUUUGCUGGAGGGAGACCUCAAAAAAAAAAAAAAAAAAAAA